This is a messenger RNA of Penaeus vannamei (Pacific white shrimp), 2523 nucleotides long. RefSeq names its product phosphatidylserine decarboxylase (gene Pisd). Gene Ontology annotation, cellular component: mitochondrion. Gene Ontology annotation, biological process: phosphatidylethanolamine biosynthetic process. Gene Ontology annotation, molecular function: phosphatidylserine decarboxylase activity. Lineage: Eukaryota; Metazoa; Arthropoda; Malacostraca; Decapoda; Penaeidae. The record is from RefSeq and is a predicted model, not a curated record.
UUGACACUAGUCAGGCUUUUGGUGAUAGCGAGGAAGGGUGGCUGGACUGACCGCUCUGUGACAACCUCUUGCUAUUAUCUUGUACUUACAAACCUGACUCAAUUGUUUUUUAAGUAAAUAUAUAUAUGAAGACUUUACAAAUGGCGUCUGCAAGAGUUAGAAUCCCAGAUUUCAAAAGAUUCAAAUUACUUUUCUUCUGGUCUGCAAUAAUACUGGCAUUCGCAGUUUUCUUAGAACAAACCAUCAUGGCUCAGUCAAAUUUAAGAAAUUACCUGCGUUCCCUUCGCUGGACCCCCUUACCAGUGGGUGUAGGUCUAGCUCUCAUAGCCUUCCAACAGUACAGACACACAAGGAAACGUGAGGCAGCUAAAUUAGGGCAGCUGCAGCCAUGUGAUUGCUUAGCAGAAGAGUGGGAAGUGUCAGCAUACAAGCUGUUACCUCUCCGCUCUUUCUCCAGAGCAUGGGGAUGGGUGAACGGGAUCAAGCUUCCAGAAUGGUCAAGAAAAUCUGUACUUGGAUUCUAUGUUCGAGCAUUUGGAUGCAACAUGGCAGAAGCUGAAGUAGAGGACUUGAAUCAAUAUGCUUGCCUCUCAGACUUAUUUCGGAGGUCGCUCAAAGAAGGGAUUCGUCCAGUUGACCUCUCUGCAGAAGUAGUCAGCCCGGCAGAUGGAACUGUGCUGUCAUUUGGCACUGUAGAUUGUGGAUCCCUUGACCAGAUAAAGGGAGUGACCUACCCAUUAAGGAAGUUUCUUGGACCCAAUUGCUGGACCAAAGGAGGACCAAUGAUAGUUGAUAGUAAAACUGAUGAUGGUUGUUUCCACCGGUCAUGUUUGAAUGACAACAACAACAUGCUUUACCACUGCGUCAUCUAUUUAGCUCCUGGUGAUUAUCAUCGCUUCCACUCCUCAGCAGACUGGCAAGUGCACUUCCGUAGACACUUCCCAGGAGAAUUGCUCAGUGUUAAUCCAUCAAUUGCUGCUUGGGUGAGAGAUCUCUUUAUUUUAAAUGAAAGGGUAGCUUAUGUAGGACGUUGGAAGCAUGGGUUUUUCUCCAUGACAGCUGUUGGUGCCACAAACGUUGGGUCUGUCAAGGUUUAUUUUGAUGAUGAACUAAAAACAAAUCUAAAUAAAUGGCAAAAGGAUAACUUCUUAGAUAAACAUUUCAAAGGAAAGUCAGUAGAAUUAAGUCGAGGGGGUAACUUUGGGGAAUUUAACCUGGGUUCUACUAUUGUUCUUGUUUUUGAAGCCCCUAAAGACACAAAAAUAUGUGUAGAAGCAGGACAGAAGGUAAAAGUAGGGCAAGGUUUGUUUAGAAUAAUUAAUUCAUAUGUAGGGAAAGCUAGUUCUGAAAUAAAUCAUCCAGGACCUCAAAGGUAAAUAUAUUUGUGAUAGCAAAGACAAUGUAUUUAAAUAUUUCUUGUAAAGAAGUUAUCAUAAUAAAAGAUAAUCAAGACAUGUAUAGUUUUCAUACAUUUUGUCAGAUGUGAAAAGGGAAUUCAUUGUAUAACGAAGAUAACUACUUAAAAAUGUAUGGAAAUUGUUUGGUGGAAUGCUGUACUACCCAUUGUAAAUAUCUUAGUUUAUUUAAUCUUCACUCUGAUGGGAAUAUUGGACUAUGAAAUAUUUAGGCGGAUUUGUUCUUCUGUCAAGUUACAGAGAACAAAACGUCUGUCCAGUUGCUUUAUUUUCUAUUGGAUCAUUAACUCCCAUACACUAUAGAGGUGUUAAUGAAAGGAAGCCAUAUCAAUCUGGUCAGUUACAUUACCAAUACAUCAAAGGCAGCAUUAGAUUGAUGACAGUAUUAAGAAAUGAACAGGAUAGUAUUCAGACUGCAGGAUUUAGAAGUGUUGAGAUAAUAAGUGUUUAUGUAUUGUAUAUUUAUAUACUUUUCAAUAAUUUAGUUUGAUAUAGUUCUUAUCUUCCUAGAAAAAAAUAUGCAAUACACAUCUUUUUUAUAUAAUAAUUUUAUAUCACUAUUUUAUUAACAUUAUUUCUAUUAGCAUUUGUAUUAUAUUUGUUAUCACUAUUAGUUAUUAUGUAUUAUAUUUGUUAUCACUAUUAUUGUUAUUAUACUGUCAUCUUUAUUACUGUUACUAGAAGCAUCACAUAAACAUUAUCUUUAGUAUUUUCAGUUUCCACUAAAUAUUAUUUCUUGCAAGUCACAAGGAACAAGAAAAAAGUAUUACAUGAGAUAUAGUUUGUAAUGUUUGUAAUUGACUUUUAGGCUUAACUAAAUUAAAACAUUAUUUGUUUCCUUAUCAAGUAUAUAUUGAAUUUGAAAGCAGAAUAUUGAAAUGAAUAUUUUCAGUGUGCAACAGGAUGUAAACAAUUGCUCACACAGACAUGCAUGUUAAUAUGUCCACAUAGUCAUAUAAAUGCUUAUGCAUCUGGAAACACACACACACUGACAGAAAUGUUGGAAUUGCUUGUAUUAGCUCAGCUCAUGUGUUUGCUCCAAAGCUCGGAAAUUAGAAGGAAAUUUAGUCACAGACUAAUGAAAAUGAUAUGAUCAUUUCAAACAGGG